Messenger RNA from Rubroshorea leprosula, 563 nucleotides. NCBI's taxonomy places the organism in Eukaryota, Viridiplantae, Streptophyta, Magnoliopsida, Malvales, Dipterocarpaceae. The record is from the annotation of a GenBank genome assembly.
CUCCCUUCUCCGGUGCUGUGUUGGUUUUGUUCGGAAGACUUUGAGCUUUCGAGGUUUUGAUGCUUGAGCUACCGUGCUUCCCAGCCGCUCAAGUAUGUUGGAACCGCCCUGUGCUCCCUCCUCCAAUGACCCUUCCAGGCGACCCUCGACUCUUUCUUGCAGAUCUUGGUAGGUGCUCGUUGAUUUUCCAGAUCUGGCCACUAUCGGAGUGGAUCUCUGCUGCGAUGUCCUGGAGAUUUCGCGCCAUCCUCUCUAGAGUAGAUUGAAGGGUGUCCUAUGGCUGGAUCGGAUGACCAUAGGUUACUCAAGUGACUUCACCUCCCUUCUUCCUACGCAUCGGGUCUACUCUGCUUUACUUCUCUAGUUUGUUCUUUUCUUUGUAUGUUACCCUUAUCCUUUUGGAUAAGGUUUGGAUGCAUAUGACGUAUGGCAGUUUCCUAAUGCAUUGUUAAUUACUUUUUCCUCAAAAAAAAAAAGCUUGAGUAAUUUUAAAAUCUACCUGUUGUGUUGAGUAAGAGUUGUUUUUUUAUUUGUAAAAUUUUAAUUAAAAAUUUGAUUUUUUU